GGGUAAAGCGUUUCUCGUCACAAGCUACACUCUUUAGUUAAGGAGCUAUGGCGCACAAGCUUGCUUCCCCCUCUAUUCUCUUUGUUCUCCUUCUCUUGGCCUUCUCCCCAGUUCUGGGUUCCAAGGAAGCGGACGUGAACCAAAUCAACGAUGACAAGCACGGAGGAGGGUACGGCUACGGCUACGGUCACGGCGGUGGUGGAUACGGUCAUGGAUGCCGUUACUACUGCGGCCACAGGUGCUGCUCGGCAGCAGAAUAUGCUGAGUUUGUGAAAAAGGAAGCCAGCGCCGAUGCGCUCAAAGAUAUGCAUGGAGGCGGCCACGGAUGCCCUCACUACUGCGGCCACAAAUGCUGCUCGGCUGAGGAAUACGCCGAGUUUGUCAAGAAGGGUGCGGAAGAUAUGCACGGAGGCUGCCAUCACUACUGCGGCCAUAAAUGCUGCUCGGCUGAGGAAUACGCCGAGUUUGUCAAGAAGGGUGCUGAAGAUAUGCACGGAGGCUGCCAUCACUACUGCGGCCACAAAUGCUGCUCGGCUGAGGAAUACGCCGAGUUUGUCAAGAAGGGUGCUGAAGAUAUGCACGGAGGCUGCCAUCACUACUGCGGCCACAAAUGCUGCUCGGCUGAGGAAUACGCCGAGUUUGUCAAGAAGGGUGCUGAAGAUAUGCACGGAGGCUGCCAUCACUACUGCGGCCAUAAAUGCUGCUCGGCUGAGGAAUACGCCGAGUUUGUCAAGAAGGGUGCUGAAGAUAUGCACGGAGGCUGCCAUCACUACUGCGGCCACAAAUGCUGCUCGGCUGAGGAAUACGCCGAGUUUGUCAAGAAGGGUGCUGAAGAUAUGCACGGAGGCUGCCAUCACUACUGCGGCCACAAAUGCUGCUCGGCUGAGGAAUACGCGGAGUUUGUCAUGAAGGGUGCUGAAGAUAUGCACGGAGGCUUCCACCAAGGACCAUGCCGACAUAACUGCGGCCACAAAUGCUGCUCGGCUGCAGAGUUUGCACAGUUCAGAAAGCAGGCUGCAGCAAAGGCUGCAGGACAAAACUGAAGCCUUUACGUAAUUCAUCAGUGUGAACCAGGAGUGCAUCAACUUCUUAAAGUUGAUGCUGAAAUAAAGCGAUGGCAGAGUAAGCCCACGCUGUGUAACGCUUGUAUGUUUCUCCUUGAAGCAUAAUGCAGAACUUUGUGCAUCUUAGCACACUAUUUA
Nymphaea colorata (pocket water lily) is the source of this 1202-nucleotide messenger RNA. RefSeq lists its product as uncharacterized. Lineage: Eukaryota; Viridiplantae; Streptophyta; Magnoliopsida; Nymphaeales; Nymphaeaceae. Bases 48 to 1043 code for a protein of 331 amino acids. The transcript is spliced from 2 exons. The record is from RefSeq and is a predicted model, not a curated record.